CAGUGCCGUUCUACGGCUAGAACUGACGGCAUUUUUAGCAGAGAAUCACUGAAGUAAAACUGUUGAAAAUGACGUGCGAAAAUAGAAUAAAAUGUUGAAAAAGUAAAAUUUCGAAAUGAAAAAAAAAUAUAUAAAAAAUACAACAACAAAUACACUGCAUAGCACAAUAAAGUGAAAAUUCAAGCGCUAGUGUUAAACGCUAGUGAAAAACAAAUGAAAAUACAACAACAACAAAAAUACAAAAUAAAAAUAAAAUCUAAAAAAAAAAUUAAAAAUAUACAACAAAAACAACAGCACAGCGAGCGCGUUUUAUAUUCGAAUUUUAUUAAAAACAGCCAAAAGACUGCUCAUAAUUUUCGGUGCUUGGUCGUGCGCGCGUACACAUAACGUUGGUCAAAUCGCACGAGUGCGCACACAUUAUGUAAGCAGGACAUUUUGGAUACGAAACUUUCGAAACGCGUAAAAAAUAAAUAUAAAUUUAUAAAAAUAAAUAAAACAAUUUUUUUUUUGUAAAUAAAGCAUUUACAAUGGUGAAAAAAGCGAAAUUUUUGCAAAAGUGUUGAAAAAAAUAAACAAAAAAACGAGUAAUAACGAACGUUAAAUGAAAACGAAAAUCGCCCAAAAAUAAACUCGACAAUCAAGCAAAAUAUGUUACUAUUUUAAUGGCAAGAAAUAUUUGAAAAUAAAAAUUUAAAAAAAAAAAUUUGAAAAAAAAAAAUUGAAAAUAAACUUUUUUCAAAAAUUAAUAUUAAAAAAAAAAAUUAUGUUAGAAAAGAAAAUCAAUAAAAAAAUAAAAAUUUCCACUUUAAAUUAACAGUUAACACAUGUGUGUUGGCAUGCCAUGUGUGUUAUGGCACACAACAAAAAAAAUGUGCAAUUAUUUAUGACUAAUGCGAAACAACAACAAAAAUAACAACAACAACAACCAACUGCAAUCAUAACGUGCAAAACCAUUUAAAAUAAUAAUAAUAACUUCAACGCCAGCCGCUUUUUUUGCUGUGAAUGAUUGUUGCAACUGAAAUAAGCAAGUCCAUACGUAAACAAUAAUAAACUGCGUUGUUGCACGCGUCGCGUAAGCGUCAAUGUCAGUACUUACGUAUAAUAUAUACACACACACAUAAAUACAUAUAAAUAUAUAAUUAUAUAGUCUAGGUGUGAAAGUGCCGCAGAAAAAGCACACAAAUAUACACGGAAAAGAACGCUGAAAUCGUAAAAUAGCUGUAAAUACUAUAUAUAAUGUGAGCAGUGCUAAAAAAUAGUGAAAAAGAACGCACGGUGUACGCAUAAACAUUCAUUAACACAUACAAGCAAAUUGAUGUGCUUGAAAAAACAUUGUAAAAAAUGUUGUGAGUGAAUUAAAUUACAAACAUAAAAACUGAAUAAUAACAACAAAAACAACAUGCAUCACAUACAAAUGACGCUGCAGAAAGUUGCGCUUAACCUGCAACAACUGUUAAAUGCGCUUCACCGCAGCGCCAUAUCCACACAGGAUACAUGCGAACGAGUCACGUUUUAUGACUUUGCACAAAUUGCGUCAGAAAAGGAUAUUUGCCAACCAACAGAUGCACCGCGCUGGAAGCAACUACAUGCACUGUACGCACACUAUUAUACACUCCUUCUACACCACAUGUGGCCUACGCUGCUGCUAGCGUUGCAGCACUGCCGUGACAGCUAUCACAACAUACUGGACUAUGGCAUCGAUUGGGGCACACGCUUGGCGCAUGGCGCCACACAGCUCGCCAACGAUCAAGUAUUCAUGUUCGCGAUCAAAUUUUGUUUAUUAUUGCUCUUCCUCUUUCUCAUGCACUGGAUAAAAACGGCCAAAGCGCCAGCAACUCCAACGGCCACCGCAGCAAUUGUGAGCACGACGGUAACAACUAUGUCCAAUGUACCACUAAUAAGUGCCGAAAAUCGUAUUGAAGUGCUGGACGCCGAUUUAUCGGUGCAACGCGCUACAUUCUCCAUCGAAACACCCACAACGCCAGCGUCGUGUAUAACACCGGCUUUGACGCGUGAACUCGUUUGUGAUUUCAAUUUCGUUUCGCCGUCAGAGUUGCGUGCUGCGCUUGAGGCGGCCAAUCAGCGUAUGCUUGAGAUUGAGGAAAAGCGUCGCCGCAAACGCAUAACCAAGAAACGGAAAUGCGUUUCGGCGGGUCCCAUUUUGAUUGCGAUACGUACGAAAAAGGCACACAAACAACAGAAGAAGAAGGCACAAGAAAAGCUCGAGCUGCAGCAACAACAAUUAUUACAUCAACAACAACUGGAUCUCUUGACGCCGCCAAAUACAUCACCGGCGCGUGCCAGUUAUCUACUGCCGCGGGAGGAUGAGAACUUUUUGCCCGUGCGCACGGAACCGCUGACAAUCGGUGGUGCUGCAUAUGAAAUUGAGUUGGAUGCGGAAACGGAAGCGGAAAUUGUUGCUCUGAUGUGUGUUUCCGAACCACGUGGCACAAUGAGCACCACAGACGAUGUCUUUCCCGAUUCACCGGAUAGCAGUUUGUACGGUUCGGAAGAGGAACAGGAGGAUCCAUUACAGUAUUGUCGUGGCGGUUAUCAUCCAGUUAUAAUCGGUGAUAUAUUUGACAAUCGUUUUCGUGUUGUACGCAAACUUGGUUGGGGACAUUUCUCCACGGUUUGGCUAUGCAGGGAUCUCAAAGAGGAGAAAUACGUCGCAUUGAAAGUGGUUAAGAGUGCACCGCACUAUAUCGAAACGGCUGCCGAUGAGAUACGUCUGCUCGAAUCAAUACGUGAUGCCGAUCCAUUAGAUAUGCGACGUGAACGUAUCGUACGACUGCUCAAUCAUUUUACGAUACGUGGUGUUAAUGGCAAACAUUAUUGUUUGGUCUUCGAAGCGCUCGGCUGUAGUUUAUAUAAGUUGAUUGUAAAGAAUAACUAUCAGGGUUUGGCCAUCAGUCAAGUGCGCAACAUUAUCAAACAGGUGUUGGAGGGUUUGGAUUAUUUACAUACAAAAUGUAGUAUUAUACAUACGGAUAUUAAGCCUGAGAAUAUAUUAUUGGUGAUCGAUAAUGAGUCGGUGGUGAAUCAGCAAAUUGACGAUGAAAUCGCUAGUUUACGCGUGAAGGGCGCAGACUUUCCGGAUUCAUAUAUUAGUUCCAUUGAGAAGCAAGCGAAGAGUCGCAAUAAAUGGUCACUCACCGAUAUGAAUAUCUCAACAACAAACAGCACGGGUACAGGCAAUAAUUCCUCCACGUCAUCCACACCGUUGCCAACAACUACCGUUGCAACUUCAGCAAUGACCGGUGCAACGAUAACGGCACUCAGCAAGGAUGAUUCAAAUACAACAUUUAAUACGAACACAACUGCCUCAUCGUUGGCGUCUAAAUAUUCAGCCACUUUGCUGGGCGAAAAUGAUGGUGUAGGCGGUGGACGUACGGGCACCGAAAGCCCUUCGAUAGGCGGUGGUACACCUUAUGCGACAACGGGCAAUAUAAAUAAUCGUUUUCGUGCCGAGAAGAAAAUCACUGCCAAGUCGAUCGAUGGUGACGGCAAUAUUGGUGACAUGAUAUGCACAAGCACAACAACAACAACCACAACUACAACAACUACCACCGAAGCAAUCAAUGGCAUCGAAAUAUUAAGUUUAUUAAGUACAAAAAGUGAAAAUGUCGACGUGAAUAAUGCGUCGUCUCAAAUUACACUAAACACCCAAGCACAAGCACAACACAAUCAAGAACAACAGCAACAACAACAACAGAUACUACCAUCACUCACAUCACAAGCACCUUCACUAGCUUUACCAACAACACAAGCACUACAAUCACCAUUAAUACAACAACAACAACAACAACAUCAAGCAACAUCACAAAAUAACAACGAAGAUGUUAAAAAUAGCAAAAAUGCCGCUACCGAAAAGACCCAGUCCUAUACGAAUGCCAUACAAGCGCUGAUCAACAACACCAAUGUACGCGUUAAAAUCGCUGAUUUGGGAAAUGCCUGCUAUGAUUAUCAUCAUUUCACCGAUGAUAUACAGACACGUCAGUAUCGCUCCAUAGAGGUAUUGCUUGGCGCACCAUACACUUUCUCCGCUGAUAUUUGGAGCACAGCUUGUCUGGCCUUCGAACUGGCGACCGGCGAUUAUCUCUUCGAUCCGCAUAUGGGCGAAACUUAUUCACGUGAUGAGGAUCAUUUGGCGCACAUAAUUGAGCUAUUAGGCGCAAUACCGCCCUCGGUGAUAUUUCGUGGUCGACAUGGACUCAAAUUCUUCACUAGUUAUGGCAGCCUGCGUAACAUUACGAAAUUGAAACCGUGGAGUCUAUUGAACGUACUCAUCGAAAAAUAUGACUGGGAUCCUAUAGAGGCGAAGAAAUUCUCCGAUUUUUUACUACCGAUGCUCGAAUACAAUCCCGUUAUACGCGCCUCAGCGGCCGAAUGUCUAAAUCAUCCCUGGCUGGAGCAGGAGGAGUUCGUCUGAAAUGUGAGCAUAUUCGUUUCACUCGUCGACUGAUUACCCACUAGCUGAAACGAACGCAAAUACGCACAUAGGAAAGCAAAAUGUUGCAUGUAAUGGAAGAGAGAGCAAACUAAUGUUGCUGAAGACAGGGCCGAGAGAGACUUACAAUUUCUCACAUUAUUAUUAAUUAAGCGUUAAGAAUUUACAUACAACAACAAACAAAUAAACUAAAAUAAAAGAAUAUGCGAUUUAUAAAGUAGACAUUAAUAAGAAUUUUUUAAAUAUUAAAUGAAAAAGUGAAAAUUAAAAUAAAGAUAAUGUUAAAAGCGUAGCAUGAAAAGUGAAAAUUUAUAUAAUAUGUAAUAUGUCAGUAAAAAAAAUUAAAUAUAAAAUAUACCUUUGAGUAAACAGCAACUAAGCAUUGGUAGUAAAUUAGUGGAAACUUAAAAAAUUUAAACUUAAACUUGUUAAAGUAAGUUUUCUAUGGGAAAAUAAAUGAAAAUAAUAACUCCAACGUAGCAUUAAUAAUAAAUUCUGAAAUAUGUAAUAAAAAAAAGCAAACAUUUUAAAUAAAAGACAAUUACGAAACUAAAAUACCAAAAAUAAAAUCAAAUUUGUAGUAUACCCUAACGACUUACAGACACACAUAUUUGCAUAUAUAUACAUACAUCAAUACAUAUACAUUUAUUAAAAAUAAAAUAAAAAUAGCAUAGUAUACUCAAAUGAAUUUUCGAAUCCACAUAUGCCUAACUGACUGACUUAUUUUUCAUAAAAAAAAUUUAAUAAACUAAAAACUUAACGGUAACAGCGUAAUAUAUAAAUGAAAUAAAUAUGAAGUACUAAAAUAAGAGAAGAAGAAAAACAAAAAUAUUUCAAAUUAUAAAAAAUUAUCAAAAUGGAGUGCAUAAAACAGCGCAUAAAAUUUUUUUUAAAUCAUUAAAAGUGGUACUUGACGCAAUUUGCAAAACGGUGUUUAAUAUAAUCGGCAAAAGUGUGCUGAUCAUUUUAUAAAUCAAGUUGUAGCAAAGGUUUGAGGUUUUGGUUGGAAACUUUAACGCUAAAAUCUAUACUAAACCAUCAAUCAAGUGUUUAGUGCACACUAAUGCCAUGUUCAAAUCAAAACUUAAAUUACUCAAGUGAAAAUAAAACUACUCACUAAGCACAGCUGUUCAUUCUGCUGUUAUUGUUUUUGUUUACAAACAGGCUUCAAAAUUUUUACUGUCAGUAGCAGCAGUAUUGAAUUUAUAUUUGCAAAAUUCACAAAUUGAAAGUGAUGAAUUUCAUAAAAUUAAUAAAUUUAUAUACG
Molecule: messenger RNA, 5717 nt
Organism: Zeugodacus cucurbitae (melon fly)
Lineage: Eukaryota; Metazoa; Arthropoda; Insecta; Diptera; Tephritidae
Gene: Srpk79D
Product: SRSF protein kinase 3
Exons: 9
Coding region: 1400-4432 (1010 amino acids)
Biological process (GO): protein phosphorylation; spliceosomal complex assembly; regulation of mRNA processing
Molecular function (GO): ATP binding; protein kinase activity
Source: RefSeq, a predicted model, not a curated record